UUUGUUUGCCCAAACAAAUGACUGCAUUGUGAGUCCUUUGUCUCCUUCAACCUCAUUUCAAUUCUCUCUCCCAUUCUUUUCUUCACCUUCUCCUCCUCCUCUUCUUCAUUUCCUUUUCUUUCUCUGCACUCCAUCUUUCUUUCCAAAACCCACCCUUUUCUAUUCCUCUUCCUCCUUUUCCCUUCUUUUUAUUUCCACACACUCACACCACUUCCCUUAAAAUAAACAUAAACAAACCAAUACUGUUCUUGACCCAAAAAAAAAAUUAUCUACUAUUUAUUAACUAUAUUUCUCCAUAUUAUAAUCAUUUGUAUUCCUUGUUUUCUAUGCUUCUCUUAUAAUAUAUAACCUUCGUUUUAUUUAUUUUUUUUGUUUUGCACCUUGUGGAUUGUGAGCUAUAUCUAUUUAUAUAUAUCAUUCUCUUUUUUUUUUUUUGGAUGUUUCUAUGGCUGGUUUGGAUUUAGGAAGCGCGUCACGCUUUGUUCAGAAUCUUCACUUACCGGACUUGCACUUGCAACAAAAUUACCAGCAACCCCGGCACAAGCGCGAUUCGGAGGAGCAAGAGACUCCUCCGAACCCGGGAACAGCGCUGGCGCCGUUCGACAACGAUGAUGACAAAAGCCAGGGCCUGGAGCUGGCUUCAGGCCCUGGGGACAUCGUUGGACGGCGCCCACGCGGCAGACCUUCCGGGUCCAAGAACAAGCCGAAGCCACCGGUGAUAAUCACCCGGGAGAGCGCCAACACGCUGAGGGCGCACAUUCUCGAGGUAGGAAGCGGCUCCGACGUCUUCGACUGUGUCACCGCUUAUGCGCGGCGGCGCCAGCGCGGGAUCUGCGUCCUCAGCGGCAGUGGUACCGUCACCAAUGUCAGUCUCCGGCAGCCUGCGGCUGCCGGAGCCGUCGUCAGGCUGCACGGAAGGUUCGAGAUUCUCUCUCUCUCCGGCUCGUUCCUCCCGCCGCCGGCUCCGCCGGGAGCCACCAGUCUCACAAUCUACCUCGCCGGCGGGCAGGGCCAGGUCGUCGGAGGAAACGUCGUGGGAGAAUUAACCGCGGCAGGGCCAGUAAUCGUCAUCGCAGCAUCGUUCACCAACGUGGCUUACGAGAGGCUCCCCUUAGAAGAAGAUGAACAACAACAACAACAGCUUCAGAUUCAGUCACCCGCAACGACGUCAUCUCAAGGAAACAACAACAAUAACCCUUUCCCUGACCCUUCUUCAGGACUUCCCUUCUUCAACUUACCACUCAAUAUGCAGAAUGUUCAGUUACCACCUUUUUGAGGGUUCAUGAAUCUGAUAAUAUGAGACUGAUGAAGAUCAUGUUGAUGGAGGAUUUAUCACCAAAGGGUUUAUAUUAUUAUAAGGUCAGCAAAUAUUCAUGGACUAGAACAUAUAUAUAAACUAUAUGUUCUUCUUCUUCUUGUUAUUUUGUUUUUUUUUUCUUCUGUUGUUAAUGGAUAUGAUAUGAUAUGACAUGAUUAUUAUUAUUAUGUAGCGAGUUUCAGUCUGACUCUCAUGUCUUUGGGAUUUUAUUUACUUAAUUUCCUUGUCCAUUAUUAGAAUA
Messenger RNA from Glycine soja, 1559 nucleotides. RefSeq names its product AT-hook motif nuclear-localized protein 23-like. The record is from RefSeq and is a predicted model, not a curated record. Bases 446 to 1276 code for a protein of 276 amino acids. Gene Ontology annotation, molecular function: DNA-binding transcription factor activity; minor groove of adenine-thymine-rich DNA binding. NCBI's taxonomy places the organism in Eukaryota, Viridiplantae, Streptophyta, Magnoliopsida, Fabales, Fabaceae. The transcript has a single exon. Gene Ontology annotation, cellular component: nucleus.